Messenger RNA from Psilocybe cubensis, 2811 nucleotides. RefSeq lists its product as uncharacterized. Gene Ontology annotation, biological process: DNA double-strand break processing; DNA recombination; mismatch repair. Bases 1 to 2811 code for a protein of 936 amino acids. Gene Ontology annotation, molecular function: DNA binding; metal ion binding; 5'-3' DNA exonuclease activity. The record is from RefSeq and is a predicted model, not a curated record. The transcript has 5 exons. Gene Ontology annotation, cellular component: nucleus. Lineage: Eukaryota; Fungi; Basidiomycota; Agaricomycetes; Agaricales; Agrocybaceae.
AUGGGAAUCUCUGGUCUCUUGCCGGCUUUGAAGUCUAUCCAAGUUACCAGACAUCUUUCCGAAUAUUCUGGCAAGACCGUUGCUGUAGAUGCCUACGUCUGGUUACACCGAGGCGUCUACUCGUGUGCGAUAGAGCUCGCGACUGGAAAGGCCACAAAUAAGUAUGUCGACUAUGCAAUGCAUCGCGUCCGAAUGCUUCAGCACUAUAAGAUAAUCCCAUACAUUGUCUUUGACGGAGGUCCGCUCCCAGCGAAGAAGGGCACCGAGAGCGAAAGGAAGGCCAGACGAGAGGAAAAUUUAGCCAAGGGUAAAGCAUUCAUGGCACAGGGCAAGAUGUCGCAAGCCCGCGAGUUCUUCAUCAAAUGUGCCGACGUUACACCAGAAAUGGCUUUCCAAUUCAUAAAGGCAUUGCGAGCCGAAUCGGUUUCCUACGUAGUGGCGCCGUACGAAGCCGAUGCACAGCUUGCUUAUCUCGAAUUGGCAGGAUUCGUAGAUGCCAUCCUCACAGAAGACUCCGAUCUCCUCGUCUUCGGGUGUCAGAACGUCCUUUUCAAGUUCGAUUCCGUCAACGCCACCGUGGUGUCGAUUUCCCGCAAAGAUUUUGGGGCAGUGGCGACAUCCCCCGGAGAUGCGAAUAGCAUAUCUCUCAUCGGCUGGUCCGACGUGCAGUUUCGCGCUAUGGCAAUCUUGAGCGGGUGCGAUUAUCUACCAAGUAUACCCGGUAUCGGUCUGAAGACUGCUUGCAACCUUCUGAAGAAGUGGAAAACCCCCGAUGCAGUCAUUCGAGCCAUUAGCAUAGAAGGGAAAAAAUCAGUCCCACCUGGCUACUCCAAACAAUUCAAAUUGGCAGAGAAGUGCUUUCUACAUCAGCGCGUAUAUUGUCCUAGGCAGGAAAAACUUGUGCACCUCACCGACGUCGACUCAGAUUGGAACGAAGAAUUCGACGCAUACGUUGGAAGUGAUAUUGAACCUACUCUUGCGAAGGGAAUCGCCCUCGGAAACUAUGACCCAGACUCAUAUCUUCCAAUCAAGGAUAUUAACCCCGAUUUCCUCCCGCGCGCCUUGAAACCCAUUCACAUGGAGACCAAUACCCCCUCGAUGACGUCCAAAGGUAAAUCCAAGGCGCGACAGAGUUUGCCAACUCCAGUCAAAUCAGGCGGGGGGAUUCUCGACUUUUUUGGUCGUAAUCCAAUUAUCCCCGCUGCGCCUCCAAAGAAAAAACCCGUAGCUAUCCCAAUGAAACACCAGACGGUUUCUGUUGGGAAGGCGAGUGGGAAAAGGACGUUAUCAGAAGUCAUGGAUCAGGAUCUGGCACAUAAGAAGAGACACAGACACAGUUAUUCUCCGAUAAAAUCCGCACAGUCAAGGUUUUUUUCUGCCAACGACGAAACAAAGUUUGGUUCUGUCAGACGAAGGCACAGCGAUGGACUUCCCCCCGUUGCUGGUCCUUCCCGGACCCACGCAAAUAAAGAGAACUUCCAUGUUGCCACCGAUGCUGAAGAUCAAAAGCUGGAAGAUUCUGAAUCAGAUAUGAAUGUCUCUGACCUUUCCCUCCAAGGCCGAAUUGACGAAAUCAACUCCGACGGACGUGUAUCCUUGAAUAUCGAAGAAUUUUCAGACGUUGUAGAGCAAGAAGAUGGCUAUCUUUCACCUUCGUCUUCGUGCUCCAAGGAUGCUCAGGAUCUUUCUUCCCCACCAGGACCCAGUCGUCAACGGCGAGUAGUGUCGUUGACAGGCGUUAUUCCAAGCGACGAUGAAGAGGAAGCUGAUACUAGUUUUGGCGCGGAGGUGGUGUCAAGUCCGGUUUCAGUGAGGAAGCCUAAAUCUCGAAGCCGUUUUCAUAAUGAAAAGACGCCAUUGCGAAGGAUCGCCAAGUCCAAGUCCAAGGCCGCUGGAGAAAGCCAAGUUGUCGUUCUCGUGGCAUCAACUCCCAGUCCCGAAGGAAAGGAACGCUUGUACCCCGAUAUCGACGAUGUUCCAUCCCCCACUUUAUAUUGCGGCCCAGAUCUUCGGAAAAUGUUGGGAGACGAAGAGACGGUACUCGAUUUUAAUGAAAAGGUUAAAUCGGUGUCUGGAUCAGCUUCACCCCCAAGCCCGUCUUCCGAAACCCCCAAUUGUAAUGAACAGCAACCCGCACGGUUCAUUGAUGUCGUCGAUGUUGAUGCCCUAGAAGAUGAAGACGAUCCGAGAUGGCAACAAGAAUUGGUUGCGCAGAGUCAAGCUGCCGUCAUGGCGGGGUGGAAGCAGCGAUGGGCUUUACCUCCUGCCAAAACCCCAUUGCAGGCUAGGCGUUCAGUUCAGCAUGUAAUUACGCAACGGCAUCCAAUCCGCCCUUUGUCUCCCAAAAUGACUUCCAAAAAACUAAAAACAUCCCCCCCUGGUUCCUCUCGACCCACAACGAGUCGAGCGUUUGAAUUGCGACGCAGCGAUACCAAUGUUACCCCUGCUGGCCGACAUUCUCUGGCAAACUAUAAACCUCCCCGGUCCGCCCCAUCUAAGUUAUUUGGGACAUCGGGAAAUAGCAACUCUUCGAUGAAUCCGCCGAACAUCAAGCAGCUGGACAAAGGGCAACCUCGACGUAACGUGUUACUUUUUGAGACAGUCAAAGUUUCUGGCAAAGGGAAUGGGAGCGCGUCCUCCGCUUCGUCUCAAAAUCACAGCGAGCCUAUCGAUCUAACAAUGGACGACGAAAUUGAAGAAUUGGAUCCUACUGCAUGGACAGACGAGAUGGUGACAACUUCUGCUCGGGCGAGGUUGUCCCAUUUUCGGUGUGCAUUAAAUUUCUUCUUCACCUCUUUCUGGCUUUGCUGA